Athene cunicularia (burrowing owl) is the source of this 7531-nucleotide messenger RNA. RefSeq names its product solute carrier family 2 member 13 (gene SLC2A13). The transcript is spliced from 10 exons. Gene Ontology annotation, molecular function: myo-inositol:proton symporter activity. NCBI's taxonomy places the organism in Eukaryota, Metazoa, Chordata, Aves, Strigiformes, Strigidae. Gene Ontology annotation, cellular component: membrane. Gene Ontology annotation, biological process: transmembrane transport. The coding region runs from base 24 to 1457 and encodes 477 amino acids. The record is from RefSeq and is a predicted model, not a curated record.
CUGUGCUCAAGGUUGGUGCUGAUAUGGUGCCGCUGUGCAACCUUGGUUCAAGUGAAUCAUGUUCGGGUGUAGCAUCUAUGACUGUGCCAGUGUACAUCGCAGAAGUUGCUCCACCGCACCUAAGAGGCAGAUUAGUAACCAUUAACACUCUGUUCAUCACUGGAGGGCAGUUUUUUGCAAGCGUUGUUGAUGGAAUCUUCAGCUACCUCGCAAAGGAUGGAUGGAGGUACAUGCUGGGCCUGUCAGCUGUUCCAGCAGUAAUACAGUUUCUUGGAUUCUUAUUUCUUCCUGAAAGUCCCCGCUGGCUCAUUCAGAAAGGCCAAACUCAGAGAGCACGGAGAAUUCUGUCUCAAAUGCGUGGCAACCAGGCAAUCGAUGAGGAGUAUGACAGUAUCAAAAACAACAUUGAAGAAGAAGAAAAGGAAGUUGGAGCAGCUGGACCUGUGAUCUGCAGAAUGCUAACAUACCCUCCAACUCGAAGAGCCUUAAUUGUGGGUUGUGGUCUGCAGAUGUUUCAACAACUGUCAGGGAUUAACACCGUCAUGUACUACAGUGCUACCAUUUUGCAGAUGUCAGGUGUUGAAGACGACAGGCUUGCAAUCUGGCUGGCUGCACUGACAGCAUUUAUAAACUUCAUUUUUACUCUUGUGGGAGUCUGGCUUGUUGAAAGAAUGGGUCGCCGGAAACUUACACUUGGUAGCUUAACAGGUACUGCUGUAGCACUCAUUAUCCUAGCUUCGGGAUUUUUGCUAUCAGCUCAGGUCUCGCCAAGAAUCACACUUAAUCCACCAGAUCCUUCACAUCAAAACUCUACCUGCACAAAAUACAGUUACUGUAAUGGAUGUAUGUUAGAUCCAGACUGUGGACUCUGCUAUAAAUUGAAUAAAUCAAGUGUUGUUGAGUCCUCAUGCAUUCCUGUUGAUAAGGAUUCUACAAUGAAAGCAGCUUGGGGCAGGUGUUCAAAUGAAACAGUAUUCAGAAAGGAAGAUUUGUUUUGGGCAUACAAUUUCUGCCCCACUCCAUACUCUUGGACAGCACUUCUGGGCCUUAUUUUGUACUUGAUUUUCUUUGCUCCUGGGAUGGGUCCUAUGCCCUGGACUGUCAAUUCUGAAAUUUACCCACUUUGGGCUAGAAGUACUGGAAACGCAUGUUCCUCUGGAGUCAACUGGGUUUUCAAUGUGCUUGUGUCACUGACAUUUCUGCAUACGGCCGAAUAUCUGACGUACUAUGGAGCUUUCUUCCUCUAUGCAGGGUUUGCUGCCUUGGGACUGGUUUUCAUCUACGGCUGCCUCCCUGAGACUAAAGGGAAAAAACUAGAGGAAAUUGAAUCUUUGUUUGAAAACAGGCUAUGUACAUGUGGUAUGUCAGAUUCUGAUGAAGGGCGGUAUAUUGAGUAUAUUCGGGUGAAGGGAAGUAAUUACCAUCUUUCUGACAAUGAUGCUUCUGAUGUGGAAUAAUUUUCAGCUGCUGAUGUAUUUAAUCAUUUAAAAGCCUUCUGGGGGAAAAGCAGCUCUCUGAUGACCUCACUGCCCUGCUUCUGGUCUGGUUCUCCUUUCUACUGUCUAGUUAAAAAUGCAUUCAUGUUCAAAAAUGCUCCAUUUUGGAGGAAAUUCAAUAUGCUAGUGUUUUCUUGAUAACUGAAAGCAAUGGCUUCCAAAAGGGAUGGAAUUCCACAAUUAUGUGAAUUCACCAAGUGUGCACGACAUCACACCAUCCCGAGAAUUUAGUAGGGUGCACUGUACCAGAUGAAUACAGAAGGCUAUCCUAGACCGUCAGGGGUUGUCCUUAUCUUCAAUGCUGAUAAAAGGGAAAAUAAUAGAGUAGCUAGUCAGAAAGCAGCCGACAUCUGUUGGAUCCCCAUCCCAUAGUAGCCUAGGAGAUAGCUCUGCUGUGCAAUACAACCAAUGACAAAUGCAUAAGCUACUGCAACAGUAACCAUUUAAAAGAUUUAACUGAUAGGAAAAUACAAAUAUCUGCCAUAUCUAUUAGAGGGAACAUUUCCCAAAUUUAUCCUAAGAGAAUUUCCAUUUUUAUUUAUUUGACAUAACAAGUAGAGAGCCAUACUCACCUGGGUGAAUGUUCACUAGGGUGGCAUACGUCUGUGUUACACCAGGUUAUCUAGCCACUGCUGCUCUUGAGUACACACUACAGUCAGGAGUUAGUGUUUGUGAGAGAAACUGCCACAAUUAACUACCUGACAGUAGGAAAACGGAACUAAGUAUGUGGCCACACGUACAAAUGAACUGGUAUAUAUUUCUAAGUACAGUGUAGAGGCUUCAGUUAGUUCAGAAAAAAAUAUUUUUCUUUUCCCUUUUCACAUUUGAACGUUUGAGUUCAUGCUGUGUCCAGUUUUGAACACAAAAUAUCAUUAGCUAAAAGAAAGGAAAGGCGGGGAGCGCUUUCUUGCUGCUAAAUGCACAGUGGUGAUCUGUCCUGCGCCUUCUGCAAUCAUAUUGCCUUCAGCACAUUUCUCCUUCAAAUGCCCUUAGUCAGAGUGUCUUGCUGUAUCUAAAGAGAAGUAGUAGCAAUGGGCAGAAAUCUGCAUCUCAUAUUAAUUGCCAUACUGAAGCAUUUCAAAAUUGUCAAGAAAAUGUCAGGCACAAGAAUAAAUUUGGCUGCCUUUAGCAUGGUAAUGAAAAUAUGAAUGGGAUUUUAUUCACCUGCCAUGAUUGCUUCCCUUGGCAAAUUGAAUUUUAUGCAGCUACGUAAAAAUAUUAUGUUAUUUUUUUUCCUUGCCCUGUUCUCACUGCUUUAAGUCUUCAGAGAUACGAGUUUGAAAGCGUCAACAAUUCAAAUUCUUAUCUUUGAAACAUUUGCUUCAUGAAAGAAUGUGCAAAACCUCCUCUGCCUGUGGGCUGCCCCUCAUUUAUGUGAUAAAAGUACAUUUAUUUUUCAUUGUGUAAAGAUUAAAGAAAGUUGUUGGGUUCAGUAGCUUUUAAAGAUUUGCUUUGUGGGCUUUUCUUGGGUUGAAAAAUACUUUGAAUGUAGGAUUACUCUCAGAAUUGAGACUGGACGUUUGUUACUAAAUUAUUUUUAUUGGAUGACGUGGGGUUUUGUUGUUGUCAGUCUGACAUGUUAUCUGACCUUCUGUGGGGGAAGUUCUUACUCUCCAAUUAUUCACCUUCAGCUAUUGGGUGUAUUUUGCAUUAUUUUCUCUUUUACUUCAUUAAUCAAAGAAAUAUUUUUCGAAAGAAAACAUUUUAAAGCAUCCUUCUGUGACUUGACUGGGACUAAAAGGGUAAAGCAUAGCGGACAGAGGUAAUUUCAAACGAAUCAUUGCAAAGAGUGGCUUGACCUUGAACAUCAUCUUGUGCAGGGAGAGGGAUGGAUUCUCAUGCCUUACAUCUUGCCUCCCCUUUAAGCACAUAAUAUUUUUAUGCUUGAAAGAACCUGCUGUUGAAAAUGCUCAGGUCUCCAGACAUAUCUGCAAAUGCACUCGCCAAGGGAUGUCCCCAUUAGGCUGUUACCUCUUUGAAACCUUCAUCAAAGGUGCAGUACCUGAAAUGAGAAAAGGGAUACUUGGCACAGACGAGAACAAAAUAGUUUUUGGGGUUUUGUUACUGAAACUGAAAAAUUUGUGUUUGAAGACUCUUCUUCAGAAUAAUUAUCCAGCACAGUGUGUGAAUAGGUGUGUAACAACCAACCUGUGCUUAUGUGGUUGAUAGGGUUAAGUGGGUAUUUACUGGCUUUUGAGAAUGAGGACUUAGGGUUCUGAUCCCCCCAGAAGCAUAAGCCCGCACUCACCAUGACACCUGUGAAUGUUCCCUUGCUUGUCCUGUUUUGCUGGAGCGGGGUGUAAGCCAGAGAGGGUGUCCCUGUGCUGGCAUGAUGUCAGUGCUGACCUCAGGCUUUAUGGCACAUGUAUCCACAGGUAGGGGAAACCACUGCAUCUAUUGGGUAUAACCAAAGCAAAGUCACUGGAAAGAUCGCUGUCACAAGAUCAGCCUCUUCUGUUUUGCAGGCAGCGCUUGGGCUUUUUAGCAGCAGAAGACCAUCCCUCUGCCAACCUUGUUUCACGGAUGUUCUCAAAAGUGGCACUCAGUUGUGUGCAGCACUGGGCUUGCUUUCUCACACAAGUUCAAUCUUAACUGAAAGCAGUUUUCUGAAGGUUUCCAUCCCAUGCUUUUUUCCUGAAGGCAAAAUGAUUCAAACACGUGCAUUUUAUUCAUCUUUGCUACUGGUUGUGAGGGUGCAAAAUAUAUUGGCUUCUUUAUUGUCACUCCCCCUUUCCCGCCUGCAGAGUUGGGUUUAAGCCUUCCUUUUAGGGUUGUUUUACACCAAAACAACAUUCCAUACCUUAGAAACACAGAACCUAGUACCAAGCAUCAUGUGUAAUUAAAAGGAGAUUGAAUACUUGAAAUUAAGCAAUUAGGGUUUUAUUUUUAGAAUCUGUGAACAUUUAUAGUGUAUGAAGAAAAUUAAAUAAAUGUUUCUAUUUUGCAAAGAUUUUUUAUAUUUGUGCAUAUUUUAAGUUUUAGGAGAUUUUUGCUAAAGGUAGACUUAGUAACAUUCCAGAUAAAAGAAUAAAAAUACGAUGUAGCUAAAUAAUUUCUUAUGACAGGAUUUUAAUUUAUCAAGUAGCAUAAAUAGUAUGUCUAAGCACAAUAUCGUUUUAUUGAAAGCUUUCUGCAGAAGAUGUGAAAUUGUUUCUUCACAAGGACUGCACACUUAAUUCAGGUAUUCUGUGCGUCAGGAAUGCUGGAGUAAUACUGCUGGUAGAGUUGGGCGUAUAGAUUAUACACAACAAUUGAGGUAUUUCAAUUCUGAUUAAUCUACCGACUCUACAUGUUGUGUUCUAACAGCAAGUAUUGAAGAAACAAGUCCUGAUGCAUUUUUAAUCUUUUUAAAUUUAAUUCAUAUUAAUUCACAUGUAGUAGUUUGUUAACCAUGUUUAAAUUCAAAAGUGUUGGGGGGGUGUCAGAUAUUUGCCAGUUGUUUCUUCCCCUUGUCACUUUGUUGAUCAAAAUCAUCUUUUAACAAGAGAAGGAAACCUGUUUUGAAAAUCAACACAGAAAUAAAGCAAGGCCCCAGGACUCUUUUGGAGGGCUGAAGUCGCGUUGCUGCGCAUGCAUCUUAGAUGGAUCGUGCUCAUAGACAUUGCUACCUUGUGAGUUGCAGUCACAGUCCUGUCAGAAGUUCUGGGACAAGAGAGGAUGUAUCCCAAGGAUCAUUGUUCCAAAGCAGACUUCUUUUUACUUGAAUUGGUAAAUGCAGUAUUUCACUGGUGUAGGAGUUAGGGUUGGGAGGGGAGAAGGAAGAAAUGAUGCAUCAAAAGCCCCACAGAGUCAUGUUUUAGUAGAGAUGGGUGUCACAGUCAAAAGGAGCUGACUCUGACUUGUCUCCCACAUGGGUGAAGGAUGGUGGGACCAAGGGACAAGUGCUCCUCUCCUGUGCCUACGCAGAGGUGAGAAUGUGGCAAUGGAGUUUGCAAAGCUAGUACUUUUUUCCUUGGUGAAAUCUCUUUUGCCCUUCUUAGUCACUCAAGUUGAACACUGGAGAGAAGUUUUUACUUUUGGGGGCUGCUACAGGCCCUGAGCAAGGGUCUUUCCUUUGGCCAUGAGAAUGUUGGGUACAGUCCCACAGACAUGCAGUGGGCUAAUAAAAGAUAGACCCUGUACUUGUUAGCUUUAUACCCAGCUUUCUACCCUCAAUGUCAACACUCUUCUAACACGGUCUUCUUGAAAGUUUACUUGUACUUGCCUAAGAGGCUUUGUUAGUGGAACAUUGCUACGCAAGAAAGAGGCAGUGUCUUAACAGAAUAGAGGGAUCUCGGGGUAGAAAUCAGUUCUGCAAAGCACUUUAAAGAGUAAGGUAUUUGUGCACUUUUUUCUGAGAGAGUCAAGCUAACCAAACCCAUUCCUCUGCAUUGGGAAGAAAAUUGCGCUUUGUGUACCAGGCCAGAAGCAGAUAAUGCCACAAUAUGUGCUUUAUGGCAAAAUGUGUUUUUAUUGCGGGUAACAUUUACAGCUUACAUGUAGCUGCUGCCUAUAAAGUGACUCAAUCAUUCUCUGGAUUUUAACAAGUCACAUUUUUGUGCAAAAAUCUUAUCUUAGUGGUUUUCUAUCGAUCUUCAUCGCCUUGUGUACAGUACAAUUAAGCAUAAUCCACAAAGUGGUCUAGGUUGUGGCAGUGUUACAAAUGUCAGCACAGUAAAAUCUAGGUGAACAUUGUUAAAGAAAUAUUGUUGUUUGUGAUACUGGGGGUUAAAACUCCUUAAAGGCAACUACAUAUAGAUUUUAAAAGUCUGAAAAAAAUGGCAGUUCUUAUCUAUUUUGUGUAUGUUUUCAUAUAGAGAAGGAGUUUUUUAUGUGCCAAUAACCAUCACUGUAGUGUUUUGUAAAUGGGUGUUAAUAGUGUUCCAGAGUUCUGUAUAUGAGAAUAGACUUUAGCCACAAUGACCUGUUAGUGUGAACCAGCAGCAUGUUUUUAAUCUUACUCACACCUCUCAUCGGAGGUGCACACUCAUUGGCUUCAGUAGAGCUCACUCAUGACAGGGGAAGUUUGACCAGCAUCAGGCCUCAAGAAUACAGAUUCCAUCUAAAUCCCCUCCUUUUCACAUGGUCCCCGGACAGUAGGUUACAUGUGGAUGAUCUGGCACGUAUAAUUAUAUAGCUUCAACUCCAGUUCAGUUACAUUCCUCAAUUCUGUUGAGAUAGUUUGUCAAAAUUUGGUUUGGCCAUCCAUCACAUUUAUCUAAAUAAGGGGCACACAUUAAUUAUGAAUAUUGUCCUCCUAUUUCUGAAGGAAACAUCAGUUUCUGAAGUGUUACAAUAAAGGCAAUUUUCUCUUGCUGCCUUAAACAUUACACAGACUUUGGAGAGGACCGAAUGUAUGGCCAUCAUCAUCACUUCUGCAGCAGAAACUUCAUGGAUCCUCAGCAGGUGUGAAACGCGAUGGUUUUGUGGUGCUGGGAUGCUGCAUUAAGCUGCAGGCCCUGCCUAGCGCGCGCCUGCCAUCUGUUCAGUUUUAGGUGUUAGAGCAGUCCCCAUGAAAUGAAUAGGAUUUUUCAUAUGCUUGAUAUUCUCCUUGUGCUCAGUGUCCUGCUGGUCCAGGGCAUGGCUGGGAAGUGGCACGAGUCAGAUCUCUGCUUUCCAUCAUGAAUCUCAUACCCCUACAAAACUGUUAAGCCGAUCUUUCUGUGACAAAUUCUAUGUAGAAUAUUUGAGACUUCAUUGGAGACCAAAUUGAUAGUAAUAAUUCCACAGUGAAUAAUAACAUGCAUGUGGUGCCAUCACACAUACUGUAAUCCCUGGGCACGUGUUACGGUAUUCAGUACAAAACAGGUUUUGGCAAAACUAAUUGUUCGGUUGUCCAAGUUAUUUCUUAACCAUGUCAAACAUGUGCCAUUUCUUUUUGCAACCAGUCAAGCCUAUAAUGUAUGGAAGUGUUGUACAUUUUCUGAAACUAAAGUGAUGUAAAAUUAUUUAAUUGACUUCUGUUCUGAUUGCUUUAAUGAAGUUUGGUCUUUACAUAAAAAUAAAUAUCUUCAAAGAAUUGUCAGUGCCAGAAGUGUAAAUGAACAAAAUAAAAG